AUGUCAACAUACGUCAUUAUUGGUGGAAGUCUCGCUGGAGCAGCGACUUUAGUGGUUAUUAUCUGUUUAGUGUAUGAUUGGUAUUGGGAUGAGAAAAGGGAUGAAGAUGCUGAGCGGGGGAAUGAAAUGGAUGGAAUGGAUGGAAUGGAUGGAGCGAGUUGA
This is a messenger RNA of Sclerotinia sclerotiorum 1980 UF-70, 162 nucleotides long. RefSeq lists its product with no specific name. The transcript has a single exon. Lineage: Eukaryota; Fungi; Ascomycota; Leotiomycetes; Helotiales; Sclerotiniaceae. The coding region runs from base 1 to 162 and encodes 53 amino acids. The record is from RefSeq and is a predicted model, not a curated record.